AUGAAGAUCAGAAAAAAUGUGAAUUGGAUAGCAGCGCUGUGCACGCUGUGUGCCGCUCUUGCAGCGGCCACAGGCACAGCGUCAGGACACCGGCACACUGUACAGUGUGCCGGUGAUUGUCAGGAGGCGCUGGCUCUGUCCAGCAGCCUCCUGGAGGACAGGCGGGACCUCGAGCACGAGGUAGCCCGCCUGACGGAAGCACUGGAGGACGCCCAGCAGGGCAACCUCAGGCUGAGUGCCAAACACUCAGACGUCCUGGGGGAGCACCUGAGCGCGCUCCUGCGCCAGGAGCAGUUGACUCUGCACCACCAGCACGAGGACCUGCGACAAGAGCACGCGGCCCUGCUUGACAAGCAUGCGGCCCUGCUCGAGGAGCAUGAGUCCCUGCAGGGGGUGCAUGAGACCCUGCGAACCGUCCAUGCUGGUCUUGUAAAGGACCAGCGUGACCUUGAGGCCGCCCAAGGCGGCCUCAAGAAGAGCUACCGGAGCGUGCGGCGCGAGCUGCACAGUCUCCGGCAGCAACACGACAGCCUGAGGCAGGACCACCUCCGGCUGCAGGCUAUCAAGGAAAGCCUGCUAGAUGACGUGGACGAGAUGGCCGGCCUGAACCACCAGAUGGUCGAGGCCGUCUCCGUCAUCAGAGACGAUUGGAAGAAAACAGAAGAGGCCAGAAAACACCUUAUGGAGUCUCUUCUGUUGAAGACUGCUAUGGAUAAAAGAAGGGCCCUGACAGAGGCCGAAGAGAAGUAUGGAAGGCUGAUGGAAGAAAAGAAUGCACUGGAAGAAGAACUGAUUGAGGCUAAGAAGAAUUACAGACAGGCAGUGCAAGACGACGAGACUCACGAAGAGACAGAGAAGCGUCCCCAGGACCAAGAAGGCGGCUUCCAUCAGCCGCAAAACAUGGUCCCUGGAGACGCAGCCAUGGAGUCUCAGGAAAGUAGCCAGCAAGCUGUUGAACACGCAGAAAGGCUUGCUAAUGCUGUGAAUGAGCAGUUGCUGGAACGUGCACGGUUAUUGCUAGAAGUGGAGGAAAAUAACACCAAGGCACAGGGACCUGAGAGAAACAUCGUAGCAUUGAAGCCUCGGGAAAGUAGCCAGCAAGCCUCUGAACACGCAGGAAGGCUUGCUAAUGCCGUGAAUGAACAGUUGCUGGAACGUGCACGGUUAUCGCUGGAAUUGGAGGAGAACAACACCAAGGCACGUAAAAGGAAACGUAAGAGAAACAUCGUAGCAUUGAAGCCUCGGGAAAGUAGCCAGCAAGCCUCUGAACACGCAGAAAGGCUUGCUAAUGCCGUGAAUGAACAGUUGAUGGAACGUGCACGGUUAUUGCUGGAAUUGGAUGAGAACAACACCAGAGAAGGACAGGAAACACAGAAAAAGAAACACAAAAGAAAGAUCAGGGAAAGGAAUGAGUUAUAAAUCGCCUGAGAGGCAAAAAAAAUACCUUUGUUUUGUUUGUUAGGACAUGGAGGUCAAGAUUUAUUUGUAAGGACAUGGAGGUCAAGAUUUAUUUGUAAGGACAUGGAGGUCAAGAUUUAUUUGUAAGGACAUGGAGGUCGCUGUUUUAUUUGUAAGGACAUGGAGGUCGCUGUUUUAUUUGUAUGAACUUGGAGGUCGCUGUUUUGUUUGUAUGAACUUGGAGGUCGCUGUUUUGUUUGUAUGACUUGGAGGUCGCUGUUUUAUUUGUAUGAACUUGGAGGUCGCUGUUUUGUUUGUAUGAACUUGGAGGUCGCUGUUUUGUUUGUAUGAACUUGGAGGUCGCUGUUUUAUUUGUAAGGACUUGGAGGUCAAGUUUUGUUUUCGUUUUCUCUUAUUAACACUGUGUACAACCAAUGUUUAUAUCCGCACACACUUCAGGAGCGAAGGUUUGCUUUCCUUCAGCGUGUCUCAGGCGUCCCACGAACACGUUGUGACCUUGAUCCGUAAGUCUGGCGACCUGGUGCAGAUGGUGGUGGUGACUCCAAGCCCCAUGAUCUCCUGCACGGCCCUCAAGCCUC
Molecule: messenger RNA, 1997 nt
Organism: Portunus trituberculatus (swimming crab)
Lineage: Eukaryota; Metazoa; Arthropoda; Malacostraca; Decapoda; Portunidae
Product: myosin-6-like
Exons: 3
Coding region: 1-1419 (472 amino acids)
Source: RefSeq, a predicted model, not a curated record